Labrus mixtus (cuckoo wrasse) is the source of this 2231-nucleotide messenger RNA. Its product is annotated as ceramide kinase family protein. The coding region runs from base 249 to 2006 and encodes 585 amino acids. Gene Ontology annotation, molecular function: kinase activity. NCBI's taxonomy places the organism in Eukaryota, Metazoa, Chordata, Actinopteri, Labriformes, Labridae. The record is from RefSeq and is a predicted model, not a curated record. The transcript has 13 exons.
UUAUUUAGAAUAAAAGCCCGUGUGCCAGGCGCUGACUUCAACAUGUCACUGGAAUAAAAAAAAAAAUCUGUUCUUCAGGUUCACUCAGGGGAAGAUGGAACAUUUCUCAAGUAAGAUAAGGACCCCGGGUUGUUGACUGAUGGUGAGAUCAGAUUGCCAGCCUGCUUCCACUUCUCUGAAGAUGUAGAAGUUCUUGGUGUAAUAUGUGAUCCUGUGAGUUUUUCUGAGAAACGAGAAGAGAUAAAAAAAUGGAGACAAACCUGAGGCUGGAGUCAAGUCUGUGGGUCGAUAAUAAAAGAUGCCGGGCUGUCCUGACAGGCUGGCAUUUCAACUGGAGCGAGUUAGACAAGAAUAAUCACGACAAGAAAACAAUUUCAGUUCCUGUGGCGGAGGUGGUUGGAGUGGAGGAGGGCCGGGUGGAGAUCCUGCCCCAGAAGUCAGUUGAGGACACAGACAAAGACUUCACUGUUUUCUACGUGAAGCGUAGCAGCGGUGGGGGCUCUUAUGGGUUGCUUUGGAGACUGGGCCAGACCCAGUUCAGCUGCUUGAGUCGAGUCCUCAGAGACCAGUGGACGAAACACCUAAGAGCUGCUCUCAAAACUCACUGUCCUUUGCGCCCACACAGGCUGUUGGUGUUUAUCAACCCUUUUGGAGGGAAGAAGAAAGGAAGAGGGAUCUACCACUCUUUAGUGUCCCCUCUGUUUGAGCUGGCUGGUAUCAGCUCUCAUGUAAUAGUGACUGAACGGGCAAAUCAAGCUAGAGACCACCUCCUGAAGAAAGACCUGACAGGCAUUGACGGUGUGGUGUGUGUGGGUGGGGACGGUAUGUUCAGCGAAAUACUCCACGGUUUGAUUGGGCGGACACAACAAGAGGCAGGCCUUUGCGAGAAUGAUCCCACUGUCACUCUGCAUCCAUGUCCGCUGCAUAUUGGCAUCAUUCCUGCAGGUUCUACAGACUGUGUGUGUUUUGCCACAGUGGGCGUAAUCGAUCCUGUUACUUCAGCUUUGCACAUUAUCAUUGGUGACUCUCAGCCCCUGGACGUGUGUUCGGUCCAUCAAGCGUCUGCACUUGUGCGCUACUCUGUGUCUCUUUUGGGCUAUGGCUUCUACGGGGACGUACUGGCUGAGAGUGAAAAACAUCGCUGGAUGGGACCUCUCCGAUACGACUACUCGGGUACAGUGGUUUACCUGAACAACAGAAGCUAUGGGGGCAUAGUUCAGUAUCUACCAGCAGACCCGGUGCUCUCCAGUCCCAGAGACAGAACACGCUGCCUUGCAGGAUGCAGUGUGUGCUCAAGAAGCACAGAACGACUUUUCCCCCACUCUGCAGACUCAAGCUCCCUGCACAGCUCUCACUACAGCCAGUUCAAUAAUGACUCAGAAGGUGAGUGGGUAAGUGUGGAGGGAAGGUUCAGGUGUGUGUCUCUCACUUGUAUGUCAAGCUCUUGUCCCAAGAGUCCUUUGGGCCUCUCGCCCUCAGCUCACCUUGCAGAUGGAACAGGUGACCUCAUCCUGGUCUGGGACACCCACCCACUGGGAUUCCUCAAGUACCUCUACAGGCACACAAGCUCACAGGACCAGUUUGACCUGCCAUUUGUUGAGGUUCACCGAGUUAAGGCAGUCCGUUUCUCUCUUCCCCCUGGCAAAGAGGAGGAGUCAUUUGAUGAGAUUGGAGGACAGAAUGAUGUGGUUGAUGAUGAAGAGACAGGCUACAUUGAGACUGCAAGCAGGACUGGAUCCCAGCUGCACCUGGCAGAUGCAGAUUUGACAAAGAGGCAAAAAACAGCAAACCCGUUUUUGUGCUGUACAGGCUGCAGCAAAGCUCCAGCUGUGUCAGUGUGGAAUUGUGACGGAGAAAUUCUGCCUUUCACUGAGAUCCUCUGCAGGAUUCAUGGCCAGUUGGUGCGUCUAUAUGCGAGGGGUAUGGAAGACGGAGCAGCCAUGCAGGACUACGUUGAAGAAAAUGACAAGCAUGAAAGGAUAUCUUACAUCAAGAGCCUCACAUAAAUGUUCAAUAAAGUUUGAAAAGAGGCAUUUGGAAUGUUUGAAAGGAGAGACUACUUUGUGAAGGAGAUUAGCAAGGUUUGUAGUCUCUAAUCGCCAAAAAGAUCCAAAUAUUUUUGGAACUUUAACAAGUUUUCUCAUCGUAGCUAAAUCUAUUUAUUCUUAAAAGAAUGUUUGUUUGUUAGAAAAAAAAAACUGCUCAAUAAAAAGCACAAUUAAAAAACUAAA